Messenger RNA from Hippoglossus stenolepis (Pacific halibut), 2034 nucleotides. Its product is annotated as alpha-N-acetylgalactosaminide alpha-2,6-sialyltransferase 1. The coding region runs from base 342 to 1679 and encodes 445 amino acids. The record is from RefSeq and is a predicted model, not a curated record. NCBI's taxonomy places the organism in Eukaryota, Metazoa, Chordata, Actinopteri, Pleuronectiformes, Pleuronectidae. Gene Ontology annotation, molecular function: sialyltransferase activity. The transcript is spliced from 9 exons.
UGACUGUUAGUUUUAUAUCAUAAUUAAACAUGUUAAUUUAUUUACAAAACUUUUUUUUUUUAAGAAAUCUUCAUUUAUAUGUGUAACAUGUUUUAAUCCCUGCAUAUCUUUCACUCUGCUGUGUAAUAAACCACAUUAUGAUUAUGUACUAAUGUGACUGUGUGUGAUUGAGUCCGUUGGUUCCCUCAGUUGUUGUAUCUCUGUAUCAGGAGAAUCUAGUAGCCCUGCCCAGUCACCCUGGUUUGUGUCAGAUAUCGCCGAGGCUUUUCCUCCUGAACACAAAGUUGAGGAGGGGAAGCAAACACUCGUGUCAGUAUCUUGAUGAACAGCGAAGCGUCCACAUGGCCGUCCAAGCCUUCAGGACUUUGUCUUUUCUGUUGGUCAUCUCACUCAGCACCAUGCUGGUCAUUUUAUCAUGGGGACAUUUGUUGGACAGCAUCAGCUGGGCUGCUUACCCAGGAAAACACAGGUUGUCUGACAGUUACUUGUUGGAUAAAAGAGGAGCCAUCGCUCUACCGCCGGCUUUGUUUAUUAACACAACACAAGGAAAAAGUGCUGGUGCGCUGACAAAGGUCCAAACUGGUCGGAGGAAAACCUCGGCACAGGGGGCCGAGGCUGAGACUCCCAUCCCUGUGCUCUCCAAAAAAUCCUUCACCAAACUUCCUCAGUGGGACUUUGAAGAUGUUUAUAACCAGGAUGCACCAGCCCGACACACGACCUGUGCCACGUCUUUGCGGAACUCUGAGGACGAGAGCUUCAAGAAGGCCUUCCUUCCCGACAUACGUCUGUUUGUGCACAAAGACAGCAUCAACAUGAGCGAGUGGAACAGACUCUCACAUUUCAACAAUCCCUUUGGUUUCAUGAAUUACACAUACGACGAUGUGAUGACCUCAAUGAAGUUGAUCCCGAAGCCUAAAGAGCCUCUGCUCCUUCCACUUCCAGACAGUGGCGGCUGUGUGCACUGUGCUGUGGUGGGAAACUCCGGGAUCCUCACUGACUCUAAAAUGGGGAAAGAGAUCGAUUCUCACGAUUAUGUUUUUCGGAUGAACGGCGCUGCCAUCAAGGGCUACGAGGAGGACGUAGGGAACAAAACGUCGGUGUACGUUCACACGAGCUAUUCAAUCAGUACAUCAGUGUAUCUCUUAAAGGAUUACGGAUACAAAUCUGUUCCUAAUGACAAGGGCAUAAAGUAUGUGCUGAUUCCUGAGGGGAUGAGGGAUUUCAUUUGGCUCCAAGCUCUUCUCAAAGAGGAGAGGAUCACUGCUCAGACAUUCCACGGCAUGCGACCGAGGACGUACUACGCCGGGCAGUUCAAUGACAGCCGCUUCUAUGUUCUACACCAGGACUUCCUGAGAUACGUGCGAAACAGGUUCCUAAAGUCUAGUAACCUGAACGGUUCGAGCUGGGCCAUUUACAGACCGAGCAAUGGGGCCUUCACGCUCUUCCUGGCUCUGCAGACCUGUGACACAGUCGACGCGUACGGAUUUAUAACUGAGGACCACGAGAAGUACCCGAACUACUACGUACACAGAGGAGUGAAAUCAAAAGUGGUUUUCUACAUAAAUCACGACUUCCUCCUGGAGAUGAAAACCUGGAAACGAUUGCACGACAGUAAAAUUAUAAAACUGUAUCAAAGAACGGACUCAGACGCCGGGACAGAGAAGCCAAACCCACACUGACACACUGAGGACGGAGAUAAAGUGAAUAAAACAACUUGUAGUUUUGAGUUUCCUAAAAGUUCAUAAAAGUCUCAUUUAUUAAAGUAAUGGAAAUGUCUUUACGUCACAAUCAAAUUAGUAGAAUUAUGGAACAAGGGCAGUGAAGAAAUGAAAACACGUGACACACUAAUAAUGAAUACUAUUCACACAAUAUGAUGAUCAUGUGUUUGAUAAGCGACUGAUGUGGUUUGUUCUUGGAUCGUCACAAAGUUUAUUGAAAGACACAAGAAAUGUUUUGUGUGUAUUUCUCCUUUUUGGAACAUUGGAUCUUCUUGUUGGUUUUAUUUCACUGGGAGUAAAUGUGACUUAUUUUGUU